AUGGCCCAAGCCUCGCUCCGUCACCGCCGCGUCGCACCGAGCAAGAACGCAGUGCCAGGAGCCGCGCAGGCUCCGUCUGGGAGUGGGCGUCUGCGCACGCUGCUCCUUGUGCUUGUCGUGACGACGCUCAUCGUCGGCACACACCAGGUGUGGCGCCUGUACCAACAGGCGACGCCGCUCCCUGCCGCGCUCUCGCGCAGCGCCACCGAGGCCAAAUCGGCCGUCGAUGCGUACCUCGCUCGCGACACCGUCAAGGAUACGCCGGGUACUGAGAGCGGCACGCUCCCGGUCCAGUUCGAGGAGGACGGCGAGCUGGACAUGGCGACAAUGCAGCGCAUGCUCGAUAUUCUCUACCAGCGCCCUGCCGAGCGCGAGGGCUACGAAAAGCUCGAGACGGACAACAAGCACGAAUACCGUUUCCGGAAGGAAAAGGCCAAUGAGCAACAAGAUAUCCCGCUGCUAUAG
Molecule: messenger RNA, 465 nt
Organism: Malassezia japonica
Lineage: Eukaryota; Fungi; Basidiomycota; Malasseziomycetes; Malasseziales; Malasseziaceae
Exons: 1
Coding region: 1-465 (154 amino acids)
Source: RefSeq, a predicted model, not a curated record